CCCACAGUAACAUUUCCUUGCUGGCUGCUUGCAGGUUUUCCAUAAAUUCAUCAUGACAAGAAUAACCGACUGAUUCUUUAUUUUUAGGAUUUUUUUGGUGAACACGUGUAUAGCGGUGGGUCUGUGCAGAAGAACCGAGAUGCUCUCCAAAAAGCUCCCCCUGACUCCUUGCACUCCCGUGGAGGCUGAUUCUCCUUAUUUCUGGACUGGAGAGAUGGAGAAAGUGCUCAGUUAAGGAGGCUCAGUGGCUGUCAUGGCUGAAAGGUCAAACUUUGGGAGCCAGAAAGUCUCCCGGCCUCAGGGCUCCCUUCCGCCCGAGCCCAUUGACAUCAUCCGAAUCAAAGCGCGCUCCAGAAGAGUCCGGAUCAAUGUAGGCGGCCUGGUCCACGAGGUCCUGUGGCGGACUUUGGACCGCCUGCCUCGCACAAGACUCGGAAAGCUGAGAGACUGCAACACCCACGACACCUUAAUGGAGAUCUGUGACGACUACAGCCUCAACGAGAACGAGUACUUCUUCGACAGACACCCAGGUGCCUUCUCCUCCAUCUUGAACUUUUACCGGACGGGCAAGCUGCACAUGAUGGAGGAGAUGUGUGCGCUGUCGUUCGGCCAGGAGCUUGACUACUGGGGCAUCGAUGAGAUCUACUUGGAGUCAUGCUGCCAGGCACGCUAUCACCAGAAGAAAGAGCAGAUGAAUGAGGAGCUGAGGCGCGAGGCUGAGACGCUGAGGGAGAAGGAGGGGGACGAGCUGGAUACGGGAUGCUGCCCGGAUAAGAGGAAGAAGCUGUGGGACCUGCUGGAGAAACCCAGCUCUUCUGUGGCUGCGAAGAUCCUGGCAAUAAUUUCCAUCCUGUUCAUCAUCCUGUCCACCAUCGCCCUGUCACUGAACACCUUACCCGAGUUACAAGUCAUCGACGAGUACGGACAGUCGAAUGACAACCCGAACCUUGCCCACGUAGAAGCUGUGUGCAUAGCAUGGUUCACCAUGGAGUACCUUCUGCGGUUUCUGUCUUCGCCCAACAAGUGGAAGUUCUUCAAAGGCCCUCUGAAUGUCAUCGAUCUAUUGGCCAUACUUCCCUACUAUAUCACCAUAUUUCUCACAGAGUCCAAUAAGAGCGUUCUCCAGUUCCAGAACGUACGCAGGGUGGUCCAGAUAUUUCGGAUCAUGAGAAUACUCAGGAUCCUGAAACUGGCCAGACACUCCACAGGCCUUCAGUCACUGGGCUUCACACUCAGGAGGAGCUAUAAUGAACUGGGCUUGCUAAUCUUGUUCUUAGCAAUGGGAAUCAUGAUCUUCUCCAGUCUGGUGUUCUUUGCUGAGAAAGAUGAAGAUGCCACCAAAUUUACCAGCAUUCCAGCAUCCUUCUGGUGGGCCACAAUUACAAUGACAACGGUGGGUUAUGGAGAUAUCUAUCCACAAACCCUUUUGGGUAAAAUUGUAGGUGGGCUUUGCUGUAUCGCUGGUGUUCUUGUGAUCGCCUUGCCAAUUCCCAUCAUUGUGAACAACUUCUCAGAGUUCUACAAAGAGCAGAAGAGGCAGGAGAAAGCCAUCAAGCGUAGAGAAGCUUUGGAAAGGGCAAGGCGGAAUGGCAGCAUUGUAUCAAUGAAUAUGAAGGAUUCCUUUGUGCGUCACAUGGAAUUGGUGGACGUUGUGAUUGAGAAGAAUGAAGAGAAGCCCUCAGACAACCACCUUUCUCCAAGUCGAUGGGCCUAUCAGAAAAGUCCAAGCACUGCCACCAAAUCCUACGAGCCUAAAUAUCAGGAAGUGAUGCAGUUAAGGUCUCCAGAGAAAGUGAUCAAGCCAUGCUCGAGUCCUCAACGGUUAAACGCAAAAUCUCUGGAGCAAAUGUAUAACCAAAUGGCAAUGCCUCCCAGUGCAUCGGCUCCGAAAGAAGGCAACAGGAUUGGAAGGGAGGAGAGUCUGGAGAUGAAGGUGGUUCAGUCUGACCCAUCAACGAAAGAUCGUUCUGUUACUGAGAUCAGAAGUGUGUCAAGCAUCGACAGUUUUGCAAGCUGCUCCACAGACAUCAGCGAAGUGGAGAAAACGGCUCUGAUCCCCAACGUGAUGCAGUCAAGACACCCUCGUGCUCCUCCUCCUCUAGAUCUGAGCCAGAUCACCUCCUUAAACACAAAGGCGUCUGAAAAGUUGAAGCAGCAUGCCAUCAUCAAGGAGGGUCUCUAUGAUUUUGUCCAGUACAAACCAGAGGGCAGUGCCCGAUCUCAAGGGGAGGAGAACCAAAGCUUUGAUAUGAGCAGCGAAAGCGUAACAGGCUCUCCAAAAAGACAUGCCAAGGGCCUCCAAGUCAAUUUCAGUCUGGAGUCUGGAGAUGAUGCAUCAUCCAGCUUGCAUCUGGUGGUCACAGAUGACAUGGGACAACUAACACCACAUUCUAGGCAAAGUCCCAAAACCCCAGGAAGAGGUUCUGAAGGAGAUGGAGCAAUGAGUUCUCCUGUUUUUACUCCAUCCUCCAGUGAGAGCCAAAGAGGGAAGAAUCACAUUGACAAGCCGAUGGUUUCUCCUGCUUCACCUAAAAUUGUGCUGAAUUGCUCCCCUGGCAUGGAGGACACUUCAGACAGCAGUCAAAGUGAACAGAAGGUCAUCAAUCACCUCCUCUCACCAGACAUUCUCAAAUCGACCGGGGAUGGGAAUGUCUCGCCACCAUGCGAAUCCAGCAUGUGAUGUUAACUGGGCCCUUUAGAUACCUAUGGACUGACUAUAAAACAAGUCAUUAAUAGGGAAGAGGUAACUGGACUCUCUGGGGUAGCAGGACUGGACGAGGCACACGGACUCUCCGAUAUUGCAAAGAGACCGUUCUUUAGCUUUGCAUGACCGGAUAUAUUCACUUAUGGCUGAUGGAACUGCAUUCCCACAGAGGAAGAUACUUAUACCAUGAUACCGUAAUGACCUGGUGUGCAGGAAGGACAAUGAUGAGAAUCGUCCUGUCUUAUUUUAAUAUGUUGAUCGCAGUUCUUGAUUUGGAUCAGUGAGUCUGAGAACUGUACUGUUGUACUCCAGAUCUUCUCCUGAUCUACAGAAGUACGAUUGAGCAGAAUUACUGCCGAGCCUGACAUGCUGACAAGUCUCCACCUAAUUAAUAAUCACAUAUGGCUCCAAUUUUGUUUUCCAAUUUUGGGUUGACUAUGUAGCCUAUUCACUGAUAGUGAAAGUAAAACCAGUGUAUGCAAAUUAGUUCAUAGGACUUGAAUAUGAUGAUGCAUUAAAUUGUUCUCAAAAAUGCCUUCAUGAGGUGAUCUCCUCCUGAUUGCUAAGCUUACGUGUCAGUAUUUUGAGAGUCGCUCUAACUACCCUCUCGUUCAAAUAAGGCACAAUAUACAAGACCAAAAAAGAACAGAAGCAAGAUAUAUACAAAAUAUUCAGCUACCUACAUUAGCAUGCUAGUCUUCAUCUGUUCAGCGCAUUUAUUCAGUGGAAACAAUGCAUGCACGCAUUAUACCAGUUGUCCAGCACAUUUUUAACACUGUGGACAAAACUUGCUGUAAGAUGUCUUGCCUUUUAUAAAACAUCUGUGUCACUUAUAUAGUGAUGGACACAACAGCGCCUCCUGCUGGAUAAACAAAAACAGCACUUUAUAUUAAUGGUAAAUGCCAUUAGCACAGAACUUGGCUUCUCCAUAAUCACCAGAGAUAAAUAUAUGAAUGACCAACACGUAAGGGUUGGUCUUUAUUUUACCUGUAAAUACUUGACCUGGUAGUUUGCGAAAAACAUUACAGAUCACAAGGAUUAUUCUCUCUCCUAACAAGUGAUUUUUUUUAAAAAAAGACCAUUUUAGCAGGACAAAUAAUUCCUGCUCUGAGUAUUUAUGAAGAAUUAUGCGUGCCUUGUCAUAAAUAUUUAUGAGAAGGCGUUACGGUAUUUGGCUUUCUUCGUAUCAGUCUGUACAGAAAAAAAAAGUCUAAUUUUUAUAGAGUAAAAUAUGCAAGUACAAUUGAGUUCUCAGGUUUUGUAUAACUUGAAAAAGCACUAAUGUCAUGGUUUCUUUCCUCAUUAGACACUUGCGGCUCUCUGUCUCACGUAUUCAUUGCAUCGAUGGAGGAAAUGCAGACGCUCCACUUCAUAAUCAUGUGUUAGUUCUCGUAUUUACAAUGCAAGAGUCAUUCUAUGUGGAUGAAAAUUUCCCGUAAUGGAUAUUUAACCUGCACAAUGUAAAGUGUACAUGACAAACUGAACGCUGUCUUUUCUGCAUUUACUCUCAUGUUGAUGUUUUUUUGUUUUGUUUUGUUUUUUCCUUCCCUGAAGCGCAGUUUGUAGAUUUGUGGCGGUGCAACUGUAGUUAAUAUUUAUUGUAAAAUUAACUUUAAAGAUAGUGACUGGAUCGUUUCAAACA
Messenger RNA from Pangasianodon hypophthalmus (striped catfish), 4346 nucleotides. It is a transcript of the gene kcnb2a, whose product is annotated as potassium voltage-gated channel subfamily B member 2a. NCBI's taxonomy places the organism in Eukaryota, Metazoa, Chordata, Actinopteri, Siluriformes, Pangasiidae. The record is from RefSeq and is a predicted model, not a curated record. Gene Ontology annotation, molecular function: delayed rectifier potassium channel activity; protein binding. Gene Ontology annotation, biological process: protein homooligomerization; potassium ion transmembrane transport. Gene Ontology annotation, cellular component: membrane; voltage-gated potassium channel complex. The transcript is spliced from 3 exons. Bases 254 to 2680 code for a protein of 808 amino acids.